GAAAAAGGAAAGUAGGAAGGGAGAUAAAAAGGGAAAAAUAAACAACGGGGAGCGUAUCUGCCUGAGAAGAGGAGGCGUCUUCACAUACAGCCUUCAUUUGGAAAAAGAGAGAAAGAGACAAAAGAAGAUGGAGACAUGAUGAAUCAUUAGCUCCAUGUGUGAUGGGAGGACGGCGGUGGAAGUCAGCUGGAUGUGAGAUAAACAGGUAAAAUAAAGCAUCCACUGAAGAAGAGGAGGAGGAGGUGAGAAGAUGAAGCUGAAUGAACGCAGCGUGGCGCACUACGCCACCUGUGACACGCCACCGGACAAGACGGGCUUCCUGUUCAAGAAGGGCGAGCGCAACACGGCGUACCACCGGCGCUGGUUCGUGCUGAAGGGCAACAUGCUCUUCUACUUCGAGGAGCGCGAUGGCCGAGAGCCCAUCGGCGUCAUCGUCCUCGAGGGAUGCACCGUGGAGCUGUGCGAGUCGGCCGAGGAAUUCGCCUUCGCCAUCAAGUUCGACUGUGCCAAGGCACGCGUGUACAAGAUGGCCGCGGAGAACCAGGCAGCCAUGGAGUCGUGGGUGAAGGCGUUGUCACGGGCCAGCUUCGACUACAUGAGGCUGGUGGUGAAGGAGCUGGAGAGGCAGCUGGAGGAGAUCCAGGAGGCUGCCGAUGGCGGAGGUGUCGGGGCCGGAGUUGGAGGCCUGCAGGGCAGACCCAAGUCCUCCAGGCGAAACCAGGUGGCACGGACCAGAUCUGGGGCGUCCUCUUCCUCGUCAUCCUCAUCUUCCUUAUCAUCGUCAUCAGGCACCCCUCCCACGGCAGGCCCUAUGUCUGCUCAAAGGAGCCACCAGGACGAGGUGCAGCUCAGCUCCGAUUGUUCCAAGGAGAAUGGAGUCGCAUGGAGUAAACCAACCUUGGCUAACGACUCCGUUGAGGGACCGUCCUGUGUGGCCUGGGACGCUUGCACGGACGCUGUGAUUGGUCACGGGGCUAACGGGGUGAGGGCUCCACCGGUGCCACCCAGGAGAAGAGGAGCAUCUCUGGAAAGCCCUGUCUCCCCUGGCACUGGCUGCUUCUCCAAACUACACGACUGGUACGGCAGAGAAGUGGAGGAAGUGAGAAUGCAGUGGCUGCAGAGCCAGUGAACUAAUGGAGGUGGAUAAUCUCUGGUUUUGUUUCCACCACAGUUUUAUCAUUCCUUUUUAAGAUCAUUCUGCAGCGUUACACCCCUCUGAACCAAUCAGACCUAUUAUCAAACUGCAGUCUUAUCACCGAUCAAAAAAGACAAAUUGAAAUUGAUUGAUUCCAAAUCUUGUCUGGCACAAGGGAAUCAAUCUGUCUUAAACAUUACCACUAUCCAUUGUACAAUCCAAGACAUUUAAAAACACAAAGUAUCCUCUUUUCCACUGUUUUUUAAAUGUGCCAUUUGCCAAAAACAGUUCAAAAAGUUAUAGACACAGUAUUUAAAAUGAUAAUACUUUAUUCAAAGCAUCCGUCUUAACAAGAUACUAAACAGUUUUGCCUUGAUUGGCCUUGUAGUAAAUACAAUUCAGAAAAAAGUGCUGUUCUGUUAUUAUAUUACCAAUGUUCAAGGUUUCCACUUCCCUUCUAGCUUCCAAAAAUUCCAAGUAUGUGCAAUUGUUUUGGGGUCUGUUUUUCUUUAAAGCUGUAGCAACCUUGAUCUUAACUGUGGUUUUCUACUGGAUAGGUAUUCAUGCAAUCUGUGGUACUUAGCAUCUGCAGAAUGCCCCAAAAAAAUCACCACAUUUAAGUCUUUUUCUGAUUCCAGCACAGGGUUGCUAGGGUGUUUUUGUUAUAUGCAAAUGAAAUGGAGAAGGCCACAUAUAGAACAAAUCCACAUGGAUUAGGUUGCUAUAGUGACACUUUGUCCACGACAUACAAAGGUGAAGGUAACGGGAAAUUCUGCAGCUGUAUGAUUGAUGAUGAAAUAAAGGUAACAGCCGGGAAGCCGUUUGUACCGUUGAUGAUAUUCUUAAAAUCUAAUGACAAGGGCAUUAGGACAAUUAAAAAGCUUUCAAGUCAAAGUCAGGUUUCCUGUGACUUCCUGUAAACUUGGGAUAAGCAGUGGUGUUGGGGAAAACUGGUCCAGAUUCCCCUCCGUACCCCCGACGGGGCACAGCUCACCACAGCGACCUUGUGGUUGCUAAGGUCAGAGCAUCCGCUCUGCAGUCACUGGGGACCGUGGUGGGAGCUGGAUGUCUCGCUCAGAGCAGCACACUGGUAUUUUUAGCGCUUGUUAACCGGCGGCCAGAUGAUGCUGUGUCAUAAGAGUGCUUGUCACUUAGUUCCCUUUUGACUCUCGUAUCUCAUAAAUGGAGAUUGUAUAAAUCCUUGGAGUUGUAGGGCCACAACACUUGUCAUUGUGAUUCUCUGAUAAAUUCCUAACAUACAAUCAAAUCCUCUUGAUUUCACCAUACUGUUCGUUUAUCACAGCUGAUGAACGUGUGUUACUGUUAGAGGCCUUUACUGUAUGUGAACAUCUAACCCUUUGGUUUGUUUAUACAUAUUUAACUAUUCCAUGUUGGAAAAUUAACACCAGCAGAAGUGGGCCUUUUAAAAUGAUUGCUCGUACUGUUACUAUACUACUUCUGUUUUUCUAUAUCCAAUCACAUUUUUAUGUGCCUUAUGUUACCUUUAUAACUUUGUUAUUACACUUGCAACCAUUCCCAUAGGACUAUAGUGAUGAGAGGGUUACUGAACUUCCUUCAUUCCUUUCCUUUCCUUCUUUCUGUUCAUUCCUUCUUGACAAUGGCUCCCUUCCUUCAGUCUGCAUCAUUGCACAGCACUAUCAUUACUGUUUUACACAGUUUGGAUGGAUUCAACUGUGGGAAGGAGCGAUACAGUGUGAAUUGUGUUGGUUUUUUUUGCCGAGGCGGUAUGUAUUAACUAAAAUGAUUGUCGUUGUGCCAAUUGGGUUAUCUACAGAGGACCAUUACAGUAAUUAAAGUUGAUAAUGGUAUGCUGUUUUUAACAAUAAUAUUUAAAGAAAUUUGUGAAUGUGUCAAAUUAACCAUAUGAAUGAUAAUCUUAUAUCAGGAGUGGCAAAUGACGAAUGAAACUUAAAUGCACAAAUCAAAUUGUUUUUACCACGAUUGACUUCCACAAUUGUAGUACAACUUUUCACCGUUAUAGCACACAAUAUGAGAAUUGUUUUAAAUAACCAAUAAUAUUUAACACAUUGUCCACAGAUGGUACCCUGACAUGAUGUUUGUUGAUUACACAUUUGCUGUAAACCACUUAAUAAACAGC
Messenger RNA from Anoplopoma fimbria (sablefish), 3254 nucleotides. It is a transcript of the gene pheta1, whose product is annotated as PH domain containing endocytic trafficking adaptor 1. NCBI's taxonomy places the organism in Eukaryota, Metazoa, Chordata, Actinopteri, Perciformes, Anoplopomatidae. The coding region runs from base 251 to 1129 and encodes 292 amino acids. Gene Ontology annotation, biological process: receptor recycling; endosome organization; retrograde transport, endosome to Golgi. The record is from RefSeq and is a predicted model, not a curated record. Gene Ontology annotation, cellular component: recycling endosome; trans-Golgi network; early endosome. The transcript has 3 exons.